Messenger RNA from Myxocyprinus asiaticus (Chinese sucker), 870 nucleotides. It is a transcript of the gene ccdc110, whose product is annotated as polyamine-modulated factor 1-binding protein 1. The record is from RefSeq and is a predicted model, not a curated record. NCBI's taxonomy places the organism in Eukaryota, Metazoa, Chordata, Actinopteri, Cypriniformes, Catostomidae.
AUGCACUCAGUGAAACAUGAAACAGGCUGCCAUGAGGAAAGUCUUGCAGCUAAGUCAACCCAUCAGCCUCAAUUUGCAACCAUUGAGACUUACUUAGAAAGGUGCACAGAGUUAGAGAAGGAAAAACAGGAGAAUUAUUGCAGGGAGAGCAAAACAGAGCUGCAGGAAUUUGUGAAGAGAUUUAGGGAGUUUAAAAACAUCAACAACAGCCUAGUCUUGAAGAACAAACAGUUGCUUAUUAAGAACCAGCAAAUGCGGCAAAGGAUCACAGAAGCCUUAAAACAGAAUAGACCAACUCAAUCUGAAGACCUAGAGAGAAUCACCGUGUGCUGUGAACACCACUGUCAGGAGAAGAAGCAACUAAGAGAAGCAAUUAUUCAGCUUCAAGAACAGGUAAAGCACUUAACAGAACAAGUCAUGGAAGCUCACAGAAUACAAGGCAAGACUCUACAGGAUUUAGAAAGGAUCCAUGAGGGUGUAAACCAAGAGAGGAAGGUCCUAACUCAACUACAGCAGGAAAACCAGACUCUUAGGCAGAGACUGGAGCACAACUGUUAGGUCAUAAAAGAUGCUGAGGGUAGAGCAGAGAGAGCUCAGAAGGAGCGGGCUGAACUAGAGCACUGCCUGCUCACUUUGCAGACUGAGAGGAAUCUACUGUGGCAAGAAGUAAGGAGGCUCCAUAAGGAAUAUAUCAGCCUCACUAACCACGUCUCACUGCAGCUGAAAGAGUACAAGGCUGCUAAUCUCUCAGCUGAAGUGAAUGAUAUGAGGCUUUCAGGGAAGGCCACAGAGAGCAUUGCAAUCCAACACAACAACGUUCAGCACCUUAUAGGUAACACAUGGCUAAAACAUUUUGAUUAUGAUCAUUAA